Messenger RNA from Cuscuta campestris, 1982 nucleotides. The record is from the annotation of a GenBank genome assembly. NCBI's taxonomy places the organism in Eukaryota, Viridiplantae, Streptophyta, Magnoliopsida, Solanales, Convolvulaceae.
AACAUGCUGCUUCGAAGCAUCUACUAUUUCUUACCUUCCCCGUCCAAACUCUCACUGCUCUUCUGUCCACACUCCCAUACAUUGAGCCAUUUUCCCCUCAAGCUAGGUAAAAGCCAAGCCUGGUUCGGAAUUCGAUCCUCCUUGAACAGACCAACCCAUUUUUCUGCGGUCUCGCCUCUUAUCCAAGAGAGAAAAAUGAUGACAUCUUGCAAAAAGCUGUCCAAAAAGGCACGUUAUGGAGCUCCCGAAAAUGUGCUUCGCAAUAAAUUAGAUCUUUGCUCAAAACACGGUGACUUGAAAGAAGCUCUCCGCCUCUAUCAUGAAGCUAAGCUGAAUGGAGUUUCAUUGAGUGUACACCAUUACAAUUCUUUGCUUUAUUUGUGCUCGGCUUGGAGCUGUAAAGAUGAUGAGGAAUCCAAAGAUUUGGGUAUUCAGGAGGGGUUUGAUAUCUAUAGGGAAAUGGAUUUCAAGAAGGUGGCUCCAAAUGAGGGUACGUUCACUAGUGCUGCGAGGCUAGCUGCUGCUAAGGAAGACCCUGUUCUGGCAUUUGAUCUGGUGAAACAGAUGAAGAAUUCUGGGAUUCCUCCAAAGUUGAGGUCUUAUGGGCCAGCCUUGUUUGGAUUUUGCAAGAAAGGGAUGGCGGACGAAGCAUAUGAGGUUGAUGCCCAUAUGGUAGAAUCAGGGGUGGUCGCAGAAGAGGAAGAACUUUCCGCCCUUUUGAGGGUUAGUUGUGGGACACAACAGGAUGAGAAAGUGUAUGAAAUGAUGCAUAGGUUAAGGGCAUCUGUGAGGCAGGUGUCAGAAGAUACUGCUGCUGUUGUUGAAGAUUGGUUUAGAUCCGACGCUGCUGCAGGCGUUGAAAUAGAGAAGUGGAACGUGGAGAAGGUUAAAGAAGGUGUAUUGAAGGGUGGGGGUGGGUGGCACGGGCAAGGUUGGUUGGGGAAGGGAGAAUGGGAAGUGGUGAGAACUGAGAUGGGGGGUACUGGUGUGUGUCAUUCAUGUGGAGAAAGGCUUGUUAGCAUUGAUAUUGAUCCGAUCGAGACUGAGAAAUUUGCUAAAUCUUUGACGGAGUUGGCUUCCAAAAGGGAGGCCAAGAAUACAUUUAUUCACUUUCAGGAGUGGCUUAAAAGGAAUGGUCCAUUCGAUGCUGUGGUAGACGGAGCAAAUGUCAGUCUUCUUAAUAGCCAGGAAUUUAGUUUUUUACAGCUCAAAUCUGUUGUAAACGAAUUACAUCAAAUAAGCAAAUCAAAGAAGCUGCCACUUGUUAUAUUGCAUACGAGUCGUGUGACAGGAGGACCUGCUUUGCAUCCUAGGAACAAGAAGCUAUUGGAAAGCUGGAGAAGAGCUGGUGCACUUUAUGCAACUCCGUUGGGUUCGUGCGAUGAUUGGUAUUGGUUAUAUGCCGCAGUUAGUAGUAAUUGUUUGCUGGUGACUAAUGAUGAGAUGAGAGAUCACAUAUUCCAGUUGUUAGGGAAUGGCUUUAUCCCCAGAUGGAAGGAAAAACAUCAGAUUCGGAUGACCGCAUCUAGGGAAGAGGGAGUUAAGCUAUGCAUGCCUCCUCCAUAUUCAAUUGUUAUACAAGAGUCGGAAGAGGGCAAUUGGCACAUACCGACAGUCACCGGAGAUGACCUUGAAACACCACGUCAGUGGGUAUGCGCCCGCCGGAGGAAGAAGAAUCCACCACUGCACACUCUCUUUUAGUAAGCACAUACGCAUACAUAUGUUUUCAAGUUCAUGAACAUCAGGGGAGAUAUUAGGAGGAAAAAAUGUUUUAAAAAUUUACCCCUUAAAAUCUACUCUAUAAUUUAAAAUUACCCAGCAUUUUAUCAUCCUGUAGUUUCGUACAAAGUUGAAGUUUAAACAGUGAAGUGGAAAAUGCAGACAAAUUUAGACUCCAAUAUUGUGUUUGUUUGUUUUUUCACCUAAACCUUUGAUGCUUUCUUAAAGUGCUUUUUCAUAUUCAAGAAAAUAGAGUAGUGGUU